AUGGCAAAAGACGUUGAAGUUGCUGAACGUGGCUCUUUCUCUAACAAAGACUACCAUGACCCUCCUCCAGCACCACUGAUUGAUGCUGAAGAACUCACAAAAUGGUCCUUUUACAGGGCCCUUAUUGCCGAGUUCAUUGCAACUUUGCUUUUCCUUUACGUUACUGUUUUGACUGUGAUUGGUUACAGUAUCCAAACUGAUGUUAAAGCUGGUGGUGAUGAGUGUGGUGGUGUUGGUAUUCUUGGUAUUGCUUGGGCUUUUGGUGGCAUGAUCUUUGUCCUUGUUUACUGUACUGCUGGAAUUUCAGGGGGUCACAUUAACCCAGCAGUGACAUUUGGGCUACUAUUGGCGCGUAAGGUGUCUUUGGUGAGAGCAGUUAUGUACAUGGUGUCUCAGAGUUUGGGGGCUAUUUGUGGAGUUGGGUUGGUUAAGGCUUUUCAAAGUGCUUACUUUGAUAGGUAUGGUGGUGGAGCUAAUUUUCUUCAUGAUGGGUAUAGUACUAGUGUUGGAAUAGGUGCUGAGAUUGUUGGGACUUUUGUUUUGGUUUACACUGUUUUCUCUGCCACUGAUCCUAAGAGAAGUGCUAGAGAUUCUCAUGUGCCGGUUUUGGCUCCACUUCCCAUUGGGUUUGCUGUAUUCAUGGUUCAUUUGGCAACCAUCCCGGUCACCGGAACCGGCAUUAAUCCCGCUAGAAGCCUUGGUUCUGCUGUUAUCCUCAACGAAGAAAAGAUCUGGAAUGACCAUUGGAUAUUUUGGGUUGGACCGUUUGUUGGGGCGGCAAUCGCGGCCUUCUACCACCAAUUCAUCUUAAGAGCAGGUGCUGCUAAAGCUCUUGGAUCAUUCAGGAGUAGCAAUGCUAACUGA
This is a messenger RNA of Vicia faba (fava bean), 864 nucleotides long. NCBI's taxonomy places the organism in Eukaryota, Viridiplantae, Streptophyta, Magnoliopsida, Fabales, Fabaceae. The record is from the annotation of a GenBank genome assembly.